Camponotus floridanus (Florida carpenter ant) is the source of this 2444-nucleotide messenger RNA. RefSeq names its product fatty-acid amide hydrolase 2-like. The record is from RefSeq and is a predicted model, not a curated record. NCBI's taxonomy places the organism in Eukaryota, Metazoa, Arthropoda, Insecta, Hymenoptera, Formicidae. The transcript has 10 exons. Bases 391 to 1992 code for a protein of 533 amino acids.
UCGUAGAUUUAUAAGUUACGUGUGCGAUAAUUGCGGUUACACCGAUCUUCGAAAAUUAUAUCGUUUUUAUGAUCCAAUUGGAGUCGUAAAUGUAAAUUAUGCUAUAAAUUAUACACGAGUAUCUCAAAAAAGAUAAUGCACAAAUAAUGAUCGCGAGAUAAUAUAUAUUGACUUGCUCGGACUAUUGCAUAAAUGCGAUGGACUCGUACGCCGCAUUAUUGUAUUGGUUUAAAAGAAUCUAGGUGGCCAGUUACGAAAGGAACUGUCACGGAUACAUUGUUUGGCUGCGCGCGAAGGACCUGUCAUAAAGUUACGGUUACGUUUAUUCGCGAAUCGUGACACAAAAAUUAAGGCGAAGAUAAGACCACCUAGAAUUGCAAAUCUUGUUCCAUGACCUUAAGAUUCUUUAUGUAUACAAUGUUGUUAAAGUUGCGUAUUAUAUUCAGUAUACUAAAUAUUAUCUAUGCAAUACUAUAUCGGAUCGUAUUGUUAAUUCGCAAGAAACCGCAAAGAAUUCCACCAAUAACAGAUUCCUUACUUACGUUUAGCGCCACUGCACUUGCUAAAAAAAUUAGACAAAGAGAGAUUACAUGUUACGAUGUUGUGAACACGCAUAUACAACACAUUAAAAAAGUGAAUUGUGUCUUAAAUGCCGUUAUCGAUUAUCGAUUCGUUGAAGCAAUAAUCGAGGCGAAAAUCUGCGAUAAACAAUUAGCAAACGGCAAGUUUGACAUUAAAACAUUAGAGAAGGAAAAACCGCUGUAUGGUAUACCAGUCACAGUCAAGGAAUGUUGUGCUGUCAAAGGUUGCAGUCAUACAGGCUGUUCUUUAGGUCGCAAAGGGAUGAAGGCAUCCCACGAUGCACUAGUCAUUAAACUACUCCGAAACGCUGGAGCGAUUCCAGUUUGCCUGACGAACACCCCGGAGAUGUGCUGUGGAGUAGAAAGCUCGAAUCUAUUGCACGGCCGUACAUGUAAUCCUUAUGAUACCAGGUACACGUCUGGCGGAUCAUCUGGAGGAGAGGGUGCAUUGCUCGGGGCAGGAGCCUCUGUGAUUGGAAUCGGUUCGGACAUUAUUGGCUCUGUAAGAUUACCGGCUCUUUUCAACGGCAUUUUUGGGCACAAGCCUACGGCUGAAAUUAUCUCGAACAUAGGACAUAUCCCGGAAUCCGAGGACAAACUUUAUCAAAAACUUUUGACCUUUGGUCCAAUGACCAGAUACGCGGAAGAUCUUGGGGUAUUUAUGAAAGUGCUGACAUCCACAAGCGAUCACAAUCUACGUCUAGAUGUGCCGGUGGAUCUACGGCAAUUGAAGGUCUACUACCGGUUCGGCAUGGACGACGCAUUAGGCAUGUUACCAGUAGUGCCGGAAAUCAAAGAUUGUGUUCUGAAAACCGUAACACAUUUUGCGCAAUACGAUAUUCGUCCGGAGAAGUUGCCGAUAGAAUGGCCAACCGAACUGGUUGAAAUUGUGUUAAGUACGUUUAUGUCUAUAAAGGAAAUCCCUAAUUUGUUGGUAGAUGCUAGCGAUCCCAAGUUGAAAAAAAAUCCAGCCAUCGAAAUUCUGAAAAUUCCUUUCGGUUUGUCGCAAUACACGAUGCAGACUACCAUCUACGCCUUAAUGCUCGAGACGCAUUUUCCAUUCUCAGAAUCAGAUAUAUCGCAUUACACGAAGCAGGGAAAAGCGAUUCGGCAGAAGCUACUGGAUCUUUUGGGAGAGAACGGAAUAUUUAUUUACCCGACUUUCCGAUGUCCGGCGAUUUUCUCAAAAUUUACCUUGUGUGAAACAUUGAGCAACGUCUAUUGCGCAAUUUUCAAUGUUUUUGGCUUUCCUGCAGUGCACGUACCGAUGGGACUAAACCACGAGGGAUUGCCCAUUGGUGUUCAGGUGAUAGCCGCACCUUAUCAGGAUCGCCUCUGCUUGGCAGUUGCAAAAGAACUGGAGACUGCUUUCGGUGGUUGGGUGCCGCCGUCGAUAUCGUUAAGCAAAUAACAAUUAUCUGCAUGGUUUAUUUUGGAAAUUAUUAUUUAAGCUUAAUUAUAUAUUAGAUCUUUUUGUCGCAUAGAAAAUUGCGCGCACAUAAUGAAGCAUCGAGCUAUUGCAAUAAAUUUGUUACUUUCAGAUAGCUGUUUAAGGGGAAAAAAAUCUUGGGAAUGUGAUAUGUUCAAAUAAAAUAUAUUUUGUUUUUUGUUAAAGAUAUAUAAAUAAAAAGAAUGCAAAUGAACAGAUAUAUUAUAAAUGAUUUAUUACACAACAGUGCAACACUGGAGAUGGAAUUAUUGAAUAAUUAGAAAACAAACAUGUAGUGAUAUACGUCGAAGUAAAUCUAACGAAGAUUUUGCAAAAAUUUCAAACUAUGAAACUAUGAUAGUGAUUAGUCUAUUCACGUAUGUAUGUGGUACACGCGCGUAUAUAUUAAUAUAAUUAUAUAGGAUAGUGUGUUA